AUGUUUGUCGACCAUUCGUGGCCCGACCCGCAGCGCUCGGGCAAGCGGUGUAGGGAAGACGAUGUCGAUGAGCUGACUUUCGCCCCGGGGAGUACCAUUGGGUUUGCGGAACAUAGAAAAAAACGGAUCCAAACACUCCCUUUCAGGUCGGCCACGCAAUGGGGCGAAGUGCCCAGUUUCCCUCCGUCAAACCCCAUUUUUUCGGCAAACGGGGUUUCUACCAAUAUCACUCCAGUCCCCUCGAGGGAUCCGGAGCCCGAUCUCACCAUGUACGCCGAUGAACCAGAACUACCUUCGCAGCGCCCGGCAACCCCCAGCGACAUGAGGGACUGCGAUGUCGACAUGAUGGAGAUGUCCAGUCCCAGUGCGAGCCAGGGCCAGCCUCAGCCCACAAUGGCGGCUCCUCAGCCUUUCCCCAGCAUAAUGGGCCGUAUACCGACACCGAUCACCUGCAGCUUCGCGGCUCAAGUACGGGGCCAGAAUCGCAACGGAGUAUUCGGGGUAAUGGCUAGCCACGGAGACGCCCUGGCAACAACGCCUGAGGAACCCAACCCCGCCAUGUUUGCCAAUGAUGUGGGGCCGUUUGGCAACGCGGCCACAAUGCGACAGGUCAUGGCCGACUGGAACAUGGUCCAAGAGAACCGCCGACUCCCCUCACCGAUUAGUGAAAGCGGCGCCGAGGACUGUUUGCCCAGUCCACAGAUGCCGCUGGACCAGCAACAACCCUCACGAGCCAGCGGCGGUAGUAGCUUAGACCAUCUAACCCACGACCAUCCCUUAAUCGCGAGCCUCCCCCCACGCGCUAGCUCCGCCAUGGAAGCCCGCCGACCACACGAAGGCAUGCUCUCCGAAAACAACAACCCGAACGCCAACGGCAUGGACGUCGAAGGCUCCGCCGCAACGGCCACGACGGCACCGACGACCCCAACACCAACCACACCAACGCUAUCUUCCCCCUCAGCAACACAAUCAUCUUCUUCGUUAACACCAGGCGGCAUGAAAAAGGGCCACACACGCUCCAAGCAUACUCUCAGCGCGUGGACGGCCCCGCAGCCCGGCAUGAAGCGGACGUUCAGCAUAGGGUACCGGGCGGACUGCGAGAAGUGUCGGGCCAAAGUGCCGGGGCACUUCAACCACAUCAUUAUCUCCUAG
This is a messenger RNA of Thermochaetoides thermophila DSM 1495, 1152 nucleotides long. RefSeq lists its product as uncharacterized. Bases 1 to 1152 code for a protein of 383 amino acids. The record is from RefSeq and is a predicted model, not a curated record. The transcript is spliced from 2 exons. NCBI's taxonomy places the organism in Eukaryota, Fungi, Ascomycota, Sordariomycetes, Sordariales, Chaetomiaceae.